GUAGAAGCGGUAGUAAUUGCAUGCCAACCAUUUGGCUAUACAUUGCUAUACGUUGCCGAACGUUGCGGGCCUUGUACAGUCGCAAGGACCUGCUGUCCCUGUUGUGAGCCCUUGCAUACUAGCUAUUGAGGAAUACAGACGUAUGGUGGACAUUGUAACAAGCAUACUUUUCAUGCGGUUAUAACGGUCGCCUCCGUGGCCUUAGCUUGGAAAUAUUCUGAACCCUAUAAAGCGAGGCUACGGAUAUUUGACUCCUGGAUGUAAAGGAAGACAAACCCUGGACAGUUUCUAUGAGCUGGACACUCUAGCAGCCUUCGCUGCCAUGGCAAUCCUACGGCCCAGUAACACAGCGCGCAAGACCCCGCGCAUCCUCGGGUGACAGCGGCCUCUUACAACGCAUGCUGCUCCGUCUGUGGCUGGGCCAGGGGCUGGGCUUCCACGUCUUAGCUAAAAUCGCUAAUGGGGGCGCUCGAUGACGCAAAGGAGGCUCUCCGUUACCCCCUCUUCCGCAGCGCCAGCGCUCACACCCAUGGAGCAGCAACCCCCUCCAGACAUGCAGCCACCGCAAAGAGCCCUGCUGCUAGCAGCGGCUUGGCCCAAGCCUCUCCUCCGGAAGGCUCCUGCGGCGUCCCGCUGGUCGCCUGGCCCGAGGAAGGCGCAGACGCGCCAUCGCCACGUAUCCUACAGCCCCGCCGGCGCGGCAACUCAGUCCACGUCGCAUCAUCCGGCAAUACUGCAGCUGCAGCUGUGGCUGCGGUUCCUGCAGGACUUGGUGGUGGUGGCGGUGCAGCGGCUCCGAGGGCAGGAUGGGACGCCUUGCGAAGCGGAAGCGACGGGGUUCUGCCCCGCAGCAGCUCCGCUAGGAUGCUGCCUAGCAGUCGCUUCGGUCAGGAGCCGGUCGUUGCAGCGUCCGCAGCCGCCACGGCCUCGGGUCGCGGCCUGGGAGGCUUGUCCGCUACGCCGCUGAAGCAAACUGGUAGCACCGGCAACCCGGGAGGCAGCAGACGCAGUGCUGAGGCAGCGGGACCAGGAGCAACAGCUUCAGGAGCAGCGGCGGGUGCAGGGGAUCCCGCAUCCUCUUGGAAGCUGACGUCCGUCUUCUCGCAGCAGCUGCGUACCGGCCCUUCACGGCGUCACCUGCACGUCACCGCACCGCUAUCUGGUGGCAUUGGAGACAGCGAGGAGCCCCCACAGAGCCGUGGCAGCGGCGAUGCUGGCAGGAGCACCCUUGGCAGCAGUAGCCCUGCAGCAGAGCCCGCAGCAGCAGUGCAGCUGGGGCGGUUGGGGGCGACACGGGGUGCCACGCCUCCCGAAUCGCCCAGCAGCCAGCGGCUCGCUGGUGGCAUGGCGGCUCGUGUGUCAGGGCUGUCAUCACGCACGCUCAUGCGGCCUGGUGCGGUAGCUGCCCCUGCCCCCGCUGCUGCUGCCGAUAGUCGCCCCGGAACCGCGUCUAGUUCAGGUUGCUCGCCGUUGGGGACGGGAUGUGGGUCGGGACCGGGCGCGGGGACAGGGAACUCGCGGCUUGCGUCACCAGCCGCCUCUAGCUUAGGGUCGGGGUUGGGGUUAGGGUCGGGUGCAGCGCCGCGGUAUGGGCGGCGGUCUGAGUUGGAUAGCAGAGGUUCGGCCGGCGGGCUGCUGGAUGGUGACCGUAGCAGCGUCGUCGUCGGCGGUGGUGGUGGUGGUGGGCUCACCAGCGGGGACGCGGACAUGGGUUCACGCAGGCGACGUCGUGAGGUGCAGCUGCCGCCAUCCAGCUCCGGAGGUGCCGUCCUGGAUGCGUUGCAGCUGCUGCCGCGUACAUCGUCGGGAGCAGGUGCGGGUGCGGGUGCUGGCACCUCGGCCGGUGCACAGCAGGAUGCGCAACAAAGUACGGCAGGAGUGGCGGCUGGCCGCUGCCCGCACCAGCCGCAUGAGCAACCGCCGCCGCAGCGGCUACUGCGUUCGCGUUCUUCGCGGCUGCAGUCGUUGAGGCUGGUUUCGGAGCCGUCUGGAGGCUUAGGCGGCGGGGGCGGCGCUGCAGGCAUCGGUGGUGGCGGGGCGGCCGGAAUCGCGGGCGCGGGCAUGGACAGCGAUGCCUCCACGGAUGUAGAGCAAUCUGCAGGGUCGAACAUAGCCGGACGGGGGAGCAUGUCCAUGCUGCCAACGACUGUUGAGCCACGCCAACCGCAGCCGCAGCAGCAGCAGCCAAGGGUUCCGCGUCAUCCGCCAGUCGUCCGCGUGAGCAUCGGCUUGCUGCCAUCGACGCUGCAGUCGCCGGGCGCGUCGCCAGCGACUGCCGCCGCCGCCGCAGCAGCAACAGCAGCCUGCGCGUCGCCUCGUGCCAGCGGCAUCAUACCCCGCGACGGCGGCCUCUCUCCAACAGCAUCGGGCUCAGCUGCUGCAGUCAGUCCGACGGCUGCCGCGGCGGCGUACGAUAAGCGCGUCCUAUCGCCCCGUAGCCCCUCAGCUUCGCCCAUGUCGGCCCUAACCGCGGCAGCAGGACCUGCAGCAACAGCGGCUUCGGCCAGUACCAUAACGGCUUCAGCCAUACACCAUAACGCAGCCGCAUCCUCGCCAUCUGGGUCGCAAAGCAGCAACGACAACCCACCGCAACCACCAACCACAUCUCCAGCACCUUCACCGCCGCCGCCGACACCCUCCCUUCCCGGCCUGCCAUCAUUCCUAGGCGCGCCGGUCGUCCUAGAACCGCAUCCACCGCACGUGCAUGCGCAUGCCGGCGGGCCCGGUACCCCAGGCCCAGGCCUCGGCCCCAGCCUCAGUCGCUCUACUUCGAAUGCCGAUCGCUCCCACUCUAAUACCUCCCUCGGCGGCCUGCAAGCCGUGCCGCCCUCUCAGCCGACCUCGCAGCCCCAGGCGCAGCCCUCAGAUAACUCCUUUGGCGGCGGCGGCGGCUCCAGUCGGACCCGCCUGCUGCGUGUGAGCAGCAGCAACUCCCGGCGCUCCUGCAGCAGUCAUAGCAGCUUUCGGAGAAACGGCUCGUACUUUUGGGUGCGUGAGGCGGUGCCUGAGGCGGUGCUGGAGAACAUCCCCGGUCUGCAAGCCCAUCGCGGUCUGCCGCAGCAGCCUCCGCACCCCGGUGCCGUACCAGAGGACGGGCCGCCGCCGCCACCGCCGCCGUUGCUGCAGUCCCUGACGGGGGCCGCCGCCGCCGCCGCGGCGACGACGACGCCAGCGGCUUCGGGGCUGCCAUCCUCUGCAUCCAUGCGUCGUCGGGGCAUGGAGUUGGCUGUGGCGGGGCUGCCGCCGGCCGCCGUCGGAGGCUCCUCCUUCAGCCAGAUGGGCCUCGUGAGCUCGUCUGGGUACUCGCAAACGGGGUCAAUGAGCGGCAACACCAGCUGGCUCCGUCGCUCGGAAGCCAUGCCGCCUGUGGAUCUGCUGCCCAUCGCGCCCGCGCCGCCGCCGCUGGCUUUGGACCACUUGCACUCUGCGGCGGCGCAACAGGCUGCUGCCUCGCUUCGCGGCAGCAACUUCUCCCGCGAGGGCGGUGACGGCGGCGACGACGGAGCAGCAGUUGAUGGCUGGCGGCGCGGGGGCGACUUGCAGGUGGGAGGCGGGACGCAUGUCGUACAGGAGGGGCCUGUGAUUGAGGAGUUGCCGUCGUCAGCAUCCCUGGCGGAGGUGCCGUCGGCGGCUGUCAUGGCGGCGGCCGCGGUGGCGUCGACGUUGAGCCCUGGCGAAGAGGGGCUGCCGCCGUCGACGUCGCAUGACGGCAGCUUCGCGGUUACGGAUUCUAAAGUACGAAACGCGACGUCAGGUGGCCCCACAACGUCGUCAUUCUUCGACGAUGGCGGCGGCAACGGCACCCCUGAGUCGGCGUCGCCCCUCAAGUCAAAGCUGCCAAGCUGGCCGGCGCCCGCCCCGCCUCUGGCACAACCGCGCCAGACCCCUCGCAACCAAUCGAAAAUGCGCCUGCUCAACUUCACAUCCGGCUUUGGCUUCGGCGGCGGCGGAACCGUCGCCGCCAGUGACAGCUCUACUACCAGUACCGCAGUUGGGGCAGCUGCUGCCGGCGGCAGCAACAGCGAGCAGGUUGACAUGUUCGCGCUCCUCGGCUCCAACCGCAUGCCCAGCAGCGUCCUGACCGCCACCGCAUACCCCCACAACAACUUGCGCGUGCGCAGCAGUAGUGGCUCCACACCUGUAGACCUGGCGGUACACGGCGUCCGCGAUCCCAACUACGACAGCGUGCAGUGCGCGACCAUCCCCGAGCACGCACCCUCGCCGGCGCUGCCGUCAAACAGCUUCCUGCUGGGCAACAGCCGCAUGGGCAGCACCGUCUUCUCUCCGCCUGGGGGCAAGCCGGGGGGCACCCUGAAGAAGGCAUCCUCCUUGCGUCCGCAGCGUGCGGUCGGGGCGACUCGCGCAGCCAUGCCCGAUCUACUUGCUCUCAGCCGCCGCGUCGGCUCGAACACAGUGGUAGGACCCGACGGACGCACGGUACACAUCACGGUCCAUGGCUCGUCCGCAAGCGACGGUCAGCUGCAGCUUGAGCUGCCGCCGCCGGAGGAGCUCGUGGCGGCCGUGAAUGGGCAUCUGCCAUCAUCGGCGAACCCGCCGCUCGAAUCCGCGACGAGCACUGGCAGCGGCGGCGCCGGCGGUAGCCGUUUAAGCAUUGCUGGCGGCGGCAGUCGACGGACCAUGGGCAGUCGCGCGUCGCCGUCGUCGCGGGGCCGGCCGUCGCCCGGUGCCAUACAUUCGCUGACCGCGUUGCGGUUUGAGGGGCUUAUGGCGCCGUCGAGUGACGGCUCGGAGGACCGCGCGUCAUCCGACGUCGCGCGGCGGGUCCGGUCCUUCAAGACGCUGGCGGCGACGUCCGGAACGGCGCCUCGGAACAGCAGCGGCGGUGGCGGGAGUAGCACUGGCGGCGGCGGUGUAAGCCACCACAGCGGCGUGCCGUCGCUGAUACGGCACCUGUCCGCUCCUGCCAGACGGCUGCAGCAUAGCUCGAGCAGCGGCCUGACGACAGGAGGAGGCCACCCAGCCGCGAUCCGCGGCGGCGUCGGCGGCGUCCAAGGCCACCCAGGCCACAAGUCCCUCAUCUCCGCCGGAAUUAACUUCCUGAAGCGCGCCUUCAGCCUUCGGGCGCAUGGCCGAGAGGUGGCGUCAUGGCACCCGGAAGAGGCGCCGAGGACUCGUAGCCUGGGCGGCGCCAGCGGUCAACCGCUCUGGCCGGGGAAUGAGCUGACGCCCUCGCGGCAGGGCACCGGCUCAGGUUCGGGGGAACUGGUUGGGAAUGCGAGCUUGUACUAUAACCCUGAGGGUGGAGCAGCUGUCGCCGCCGCCGGCGGCAGCAGUGCCAGCGUCCUGGGACCCGCGGCGCGACGGCUGAUGGCGUCCCAGAAGAGUUUCGUGAAGCAUUCGGCGGUGCUGGGUUGGGUGCAACAGCUGGGUCGAGAGGAGGAUGGUGCAUCUACGGCGCCGACGGCAACGCUGGAUUCAGAUGCCGAGGGUGACGCCAUGUCGGCGGCGGCGGUCGCCGCCGCCGCCACCGCUGCCGCCAACUCCGCUGCUCGGCUGCAUAGCCUGCAGUCACUUAUGGCGGCGGGAGGCACCUCGCUCACAUGCGACGCGGUAGUGGCGUUUAACGACGCUGACGGGGCCGUCGACGGCGGCACCGUCGCCCGGCGGCGCCGCGCCGCUGGCGGGCCGUCCCGCCGCCGCGGUGGCGCCCACGGGACUCCCUCUGACGACGCCACAUCCGGUGACGUCGCCGGAACAGGCACUGGUACCGGCAGUGGCAGCGGUGUGGAUGCCAGUACCUCCGCUCCCGCCGUCAGAACAGGAUCCGGUGGCGGCGGCGGCAUUACUGGCGGCAACAGCAGCAGUGGCACCGGCGCUGGCGGCGGCGGCGGCGGCGGCUGGAUGACGUCUGAGCCGUCAGCGGCAGGCGAGAGCGCCGUCACAGUGGUAAGGCCCUCGCUGCUUGCUGCCGCUGGCGGAGGCGGAGGCGACGACGGUCCCGCCAGUACGACAAGUCUGUCAAUGGUGUCGACACGACCCAGUGUGGCGAGUCGGCCGACGGGGACGCCGCCCACGACGCCGGCGGUGGCGACGCCGCCGUCGCCGUCGGCCGAAUCGCUGCCUGGUCCAAAGCUUUUGGCGCGGCUGGGGUCAAACCUGUUGGGCCGUUCCGGACGUCGCAGCGGCCUUGUGGUUCCUGUGUCGGGGCCAUACGACGGCGGCGGCGGCGGCCUCGACGGAGGCGACUUGUCGUACAGUCUGCCGUCGGGUAGCCUUGGGGACGUGCGCAUGAACUCGAGCGGCGUGGUUCGGUUGUAGCCCUUGUAGGCCAUGUGUGUGGGUGAGUGUGAAGAACACUGGCCGCGAGUGGGGAAGUACUGAUUGUCGGAAAAAUGUGUGUGCGCAGGAAUGCUGCUUGAGUAAUGUGGAGUGCUUGUUGCACCGCUCGCAGUAUGGGUGCUGAGCGGAUGUAGCGAAGGGGUGGUGCCAAAGGCGUGAGAGAGAGGACACGUCAUGGUUGUGUUAUAGGCGGGAGGUGGUUGGCCGUACUACAGGGAUUGUAGUACCGGUACUGUUUUGUAGUUAUGUCCUUGUGUACUUGAGUGCUGGCUGUACGAGAGCCGCAGCACAGCUGCCGGUUGCGGCAAAUUGGGGACAAAUGGUCGAGGUACGGUAAGGAUUUGAAAAGAUUGUUUCAGACGAGGCAGGACGUGUACAUGUGGAAGCAUGCGACUGCUGCUGUUACCGAUUACGUUUUCCGUUGCUACUGCUGGUGCUGCUGACUACUGCUUCAGUUGCGGGUGCUACUGCUGCUAGCUGCUGCUGUGUUUUCCUUGCCGCCGAGAUGCGGUUGUGGGCUGUCUCAAAAAAGGUGACGCAAACAAGAAAGUAUGCGAAUGGUGGCCGCAUAGCAUGUCGCAUGACAGCAUAUGUGUUGGUACAUUGGCAAAGGGGAUGGAGUUGUCGACACAUGGAGUUGAUUGGCGCAAGUUGUACGACAGGCGAUUGUACUGCGACACUGUACGUUUGUCGUACUGUGCCCAUGUGUAGGCCCUCAGUACUUUAUUGUAAUACGUGUUGAAGCAGUCUGUUGCGGAGACGUUUCUUGUGGUGUGUUGCGAACCUUGCGAUGCAGCGAAGUGUUGUCUCCUACCUAUAAAACGCACUGUGCAAUUACAUGCACACCGAAUGGCAAGGCCACUGCCGCGCGCUUCGCUGCUCCUCGCCCGAGAAAGUAAUUAUGUCCGGUGGUCAAUCUGGUCAUCGUAUGGAUGAGCGAAGCGGCUAUGUGGUGUUGUAUGUGAGUCUUUUUUACCCAUGAGGCAUUCCAAGUUGACAAGUUGUGGAUUGGUGAGGCUCGGGCUGUCGUGCAGGGUUGCGCAUGCCGGCAGUGCUUGGUUAAGAGGACGCAAGACGCAUGGACUGGUUUUGGCUGUGCUGCAUGGCAGCCGUGGAGUACUACAUGCGGGAGGCAGCAGGCCAGCUGCCUCUCUGUGCUGCGGGUAUGUGCCAUUCUCUUUCCCGUAUGCCACUCACUUGAAGCAAGGCACAAGUGGCGCAUGGUUACGUACGUAUGCCCUACUAUAACGGAUAAUAGUGUGCCCUAUAUGUUACUACUACAAACUACAUACAAGUAGGGUUCUGUGUCUCAAUUUUGCUGCAGGUGUGCUCUAUGAAGCCGCCUGCGGGCGUGUGUUAAGGAAGGUGUCCGCGGGCGUGGGUGCGUACGAACUGCUUCAUGUACAAAACUACGUAUUGAGAGAGACGUGGUGGGCUCAGGGCCAUGUGAUUGCAGUACGGUUCGUGCCGUACAUGAUACGCUGCCGUGAGUUGUUGACUAUGUGGGCUGGAUAGAGGGUUGUACCUUGGUUGUACACCCAGGCUGGAUAAGCCUUGUUGAGAGGAGG
Molecule: messenger RNA, 7868 nt
Organism: Astrephomene gubernaculifera
Lineage: Eukaryota; Viridiplantae; Chlorophyta; Chlorophyceae; Chlamydomonadales; Astrephomenaceae
Source: the annotation of a GenBank genome assembly